This is a messenger RNA of Fraxinus pennsylvanica, 636 nucleotides long. Lineage: Eukaryota; Viridiplantae; Streptophyta; Magnoliopsida; Lamiales; Oleaceae. The record is from the annotation of a GenBank genome assembly.
AUGAGCUCGGAUAGCUUGUCAGCCCUGCACGUUGGGGCUCAACCCAAGCACAUGAAGAAACAAGCCACGUUUGUGGUUGCAGCCAAGCACAAGCAGGCAGCCGUCAGAGUUCUCUCUCUUCAGCUAGGGUUUCAGGGUGUUUUGAUUGAAGAUGUCUCGGUUAUCAGAAGUGUCUGGGUUGCUAGAAGACCCCCUGGCUAUGCUUUCAUUGAUUUUGAUGAUCGAAGGGAUGCUCAAGAUGCUAUACGAGAGCUAGAUGGUAAAAAUGGUUGGAGAGUAGAGCUUUCUCACAAUUCUAGGGGUGGAAGUGGUGGUGGUGGCGGUGGCCGUGGUGGGGGGCGUGGCCAUUCUGGUUCUGAUUUAAAAUGCUAUGAGUGUGGUGAGCCUGGUCAUUUUGCCCGUGAGUGCAGGAACCGUGGAGGAGGUUCUGGAAGGCGUAGGAGUCGCACUCCCCCUAGAUAUCGCAGAAGCCCAAGCUAUGGUAGAAGGAGUCUCAGUCCUCGUGGUCCUUCUCCUCGACGUCGAAGUUUGUCGCCCAAAGGUCGCGUCUACAGUAGGUCGCCUUACCGUGGAAGAGAUGAGGCUCAAUAUGCCAAUGGAAAUGGCAUUAGGGAUCGACGCAGGAGCAGGAGCUGA